AUGCACCAUCCAUUUGGAAAAGAGGAAGCUGCUUCCCAGAAGCAGCUUUUAGGAUUUUUCUGUGAGUGCCUUCGGAGAGGAGACUGGGAACUGGCAAAGGCAUGCGUACCUCAGCUACACGAGGCACAAGGGGAUAUCCCAAAGAAGGUGGAAGAUAUACUUUGGGCGCUGGUCCUGUGUCCCAAUCAGCUGAGAUGUGGACAGGAUAUCAGUCCUCAAAGAUUAGCCUGGGUUUGGCUUCUUGUACUGGAAAAAUGGUUGGCCCUGGAAAAGAAGUUACUCCCACCUGGCUUCCGGAGAAAACUUGAGUUUCUUUUAUUGUCAGAAGACCUCCCAGGUGACAUCUCAGAGGACAUCCUCAAGGAGCUGUACGCAGUCUUAGCACACGACAGAGUGGACCCUGUGCUUGAUGGAAACCUGAGGCAGGAGAGCUGGCCCCCUCGGCUCAGCCCAGAAGCUGUCUCUGUGCUCUGGGAUCUCUUGAGGGAGGCCCCCCAGGUCGCACAGGCCCUGCUGGAGCUCCUGCUUGGGGAGGUUGAUGGUGCGGGCCUCCAAGGCUGGCCUCUGCAGAAAGCCCUGGUGGACCUCAUUCGAAAGGCACUGCGAACAUUGCGGGGCCCUACCGCCGCGCCCCCAGGCACAGUCGAUGCCAUCUACGGGGCCCUGCGGACGCUGCGCUGCCCUGCAGAGCCGCCUGGGGCUGAGCUGCGUCUCCUGUGUGAGGAGCUGCUGGAGGCCUGCAGGUUGGAGGGGAGCCCCCUGCGGGAGGAGCAGCUGCUGGGCUGCCUGCUGCACAAGGCCGGGCGGGACCUGGUGUCCCAGUACAGCCGCACCUACGCAGAGAAGGCCGCGCCCUCGGGAAAAGUCCCACCGGAUCCUCUCGAUCCUGAGCGGGCAAUGCUAGCCUUGUUCUCCAAUCCUGACCCAGCCCACGCCUGGAAAUUGGCCUAUUUCUAUUGCCUGAGCAACAGCAAGCACUUCCUCGAGCAGAUCCUGGUGACAGCACUCGCCCUACUGAAGGAGGAGGACUUCCCAAGUCUUGGCUGCCUGCUCAGUAGAGAAUUCAGGCCUCUCAGCAGACUGCUUGUACUCCUGGGCUGGACACACUGCCAGAGCCUAGCGUCAGCCAAGAGCUUGCUUCAGACACUCCAUGGGACCCAGGACCAAGGCUGUGAUAAGCUCCUGAGAGAUGCCUGCGAUGGGCUGUGGGCUCACCUGGAAGUCCUGGAGUGGUGUGUGCAGCAGAGCAGCAACCCCAUACCAAAGAGAGAUCUCUUGUGUCAUUUACAUGGUGGAGACAGCCACUCAGUGCUCUACUCUCUCCAUCACCUUACAAACCUUCCAGCCCUCAGGGAGGAAGAUGUUCUCAAGCUCCUACAGAAGGUGCCAGCCAAGGACCCCCAGCAAGAGCAUGAUUCAGCUGAUGCCCUGGUCCCCUCACACCUGAGCCAGAGUCAGAACCUGACUCUCUACCGGAGCUUCUGUGCCAUGAAGUACGCCAUCUAUGCCCUGUGCGUCAACUCACACCAGCACUCCCAAUGCCGGCAGUGCAAAGACGGUCCCUCCGAGGACUUGGCCUCAGUUGCAGAACCCGUGAACGAUCCUGUCUCCUCCCCAGGGGCUUCAGAUCUCUUCGCAACGUACCUGGCCAGGUGUCAACAGUAUCUGUGCAGUAUUCCUGACUCUCUGUGCCUGGAACUUCUAGAAAACAUCUUCUCAUUGCUCCUCAUCACCUCUGCCGAUCUUCACCCAGAGCCUCACCUGCCCGAGGACUACGCUGAGGACGAUGAUGUUGAGGGGAAGGGCCCAUUGGGCUUGAGGUCCCCGUCAGAGAGCCCCCAGCAUGUGGCACAGCCUGAGAGGAAGUCAGAACAGGGUGCCCUGGGCACUGCCAGGAGCCUGGCCUACACAGUUCCAAGCUGUCCGAAGCCAGAGCCGAAAGACAGUUCCCGGGAGCCUCACGGGCACAGCUUUUUGGACCUAAAGCACUUUACGAGCGGUGUCAGUGGGUUCCUGGCUGAUGAAUUUGCGAUAGGGGCCUUCCUCAGGCUGCUCCAGGAGCAGCUGGAUGAGCUGAGCAGCCACAGCCCUCCUGAGAAGUCAAAGCUGCUGGAAGACCAGAGCGGCUCGGGCGGCAGAGACGGACUGCAGGGUCGCCUGCACCAGUUCUCCAAGGUUCUCUCGGAGGCCCAGUGGAGGUACAAGGUGGUGACCAGCAUCCAGGGCUCAGAGGAACAACCCUCCCGAAGAUACCGACCCAUCACCACACGGCACCCUAGUCUCCGCCGGGGUCGUCGGACAAGAAGGAGCCGGGCAGACGACCGGGACAAAGGUUCCAAACCAUCCCUGGAAAAUACGAGUAGUGAACUGAGCACAAGUACUUCAGAAGGAAGUCUGAGCACUGCGUCUGGGAAGAAUGAGCUGGAGGGUCGAUUGCAACCCCAACCUCACAGUUCCCUCAUCCCCAUGAUGUUCUCCCCACCCGAGUCACUGCUGGCAUCCUGCAUCCUCCGGGGGAACUUUGCAGAAGCCCACCAGGUGGUGUUCACCUUCAACCUGAAGUCUUCGCACAGUUCCGGGGAGCUCAUGUUCAUGGAGCGCUACCAGGAGGUGAUCCAGGAGCUGGCCCGAGUAGAACAUAAAAUCGAAAACCAGAACUCAGAUGGGGGUAGCACCACCAUCCGAAGAACAGGCAGUGGCCGCUCCACCCUGCAGGCCAUCGGCAGCGCUGCAGCCGCAGGGAUGGUAUUUUAUUCCAUCUCUGAUGUGACCGACAAGCUGCUCAGCACCUCUGGAGACCCCAUCCCCACGCUCCAGGAGGACUUUUGGAUAAGCAGUAGCCCGGUAGAGCUCACUGCUCCCCUGAAAGAGGUUCUGGAAGACCUCAACCCGCCCGCCAUGGCUGCAUUUGACCUGGCUUGCUCACAGUGCCAGCUCUGGAAAACCGGCAAGCAGCUCUUGGAAACGGCUGAACGGCGCCUUAACGGCAGCCUUGAGAGUCAGGGUCGCCGGCUAGACCACGUAUUUGUCAAUGCUGAUGGCAUUCGAGGCUUUCCAGGUGUUCUUCAGCAGAUCAGUAAGAUUCUCAAUUACCCACUUGUGUCAGCCGGGCAAAUCAAAUCAGAGAGUGGAGAGGAUAAAGGAGGAGGUCCCCCACGGUGCAGCAUUGCUGAGCUGCUUCAGAUGUGUUGGCCCAGCCUCACGGAGGACUGUAUAGCCAGCCAUACCAGCCUCUCCCAGCAGCUGGAGCAGAUCCUGCAGUCGCUGAGAGAAGCACUGGAGCUGCCAGAGCCCAGGAGUACCCCACUCUCCUCCCUGGUGGAACAGGUGGCCCAGAAAGCUCCGGAGGCCGAGGCCCACCCUGUGUAUAUCCAGGCUCAGCUCCUCCAGAAGAACCUGGGCAAACAGACGGCAGCAGGCGGCAAACAGACUGACUACAUGGGCACCUUCUUCAAGUACUGCAGCACCCUGGCUGCCGUUUUCCUUCGGAGCCUGAGCUCUGAGCCUGAUCACGUGGAGGUCAAGGUAGGAAACCCCUUUGUUCUCCUGCAACAAAGCUCUUCCCAACUGGUGUCACACCUGCUGCUUGAGCGACAAGUACCCCCAGACAGGCUGGCAGCCCUCCUGGCCCGAGAGGGUCUGAGCCUGAGCGUGCCGCAGGUCAUUGUCAACUGCUGCUGCGAGCCCCUCACCCUCUGCUCCUCCAGGCAGAGCCAGCAGAUGUCAGCCUUUCUGACCCGUCUGGGCACUCUGGCCCAGCUGCACACCUCCCACUGCCUGGAUGACCUCCCACUUUCCACACUGAGCUCCCCAAAGUCAACUGAGAACCCUGUACUGGAGAGAAAGCCCCCUUCCUCCCCGAGGGAUUCAUCACCGCCAGCCCUCACCUCCUCCGCCUUGGCCUUUCUGAAGUCCCGCUCAAAGCUGCUGGCUACCGUGGCCUGUCUGGGGGCUUCCCGGGGGUCAAAGGUCACCAAGCCCAGCUUGUCAUGGAAGGAGCUUCGUGGCCGCAGGGAAGUGCCUCUGACGGCCGAGCAGGUAGCCCGGGAGUGUGAGCACCUCUUGGAACAGUUUCCUCUACUGGAAGCCUCCCUCCUGGCUGCCUGGGAACCCCUCCGAGGGUCCUCCGAGCAGGGGCAGAGUCUGGCCGCGAGUCUCUGUGGCCACGCCAGUCUCUCUACUGUCCUCCUGGGCCUCCAUUCUCCCACUGCCCUGGACGUGCUCACCGAGGCCUUCGAGGAAGCCCUGGUGGCUAGAGAUUGGCGCCGGGCCCUUCAGCUCACUAAUGUGUAUGGACAAGAUGUGGACGACUUGAGCAGCAUACAGGAUGCGGUCUUGAGCUGUGCGGCGGCUUGUGACAAAGAAGGUUGGCAGUACCUGUUUGCUGUGAAGGAUGCAUGUCUGAGAAGUCGGCUAACGCUGCAGUUUGUGGACCGGUGGCCUCUGGAGUGGUGCCUGGAGAUCCUGGCCUACUGCCUUUCAGACACAGCUGUCCAAGAUGGGCUGGAGUAUGAGCUACGGAGAAAGCUCGCGGAGCUGCAGGUGUAUCAGAAGAUUCUAGGUUUGCAGUCUACCCCCAUGUGGUGUGACUGGCAGGCCCUGAGAAACUGUUGUGCUGAGGACCCUUUGACUGUCAUGAACCUGAUUCUGGAAGCCAAGGAGUAUGAGUUGUGUGAGGAGUGGGGCUGCCUCUACCCUCUUCCAAGAGAACAUUUAAUCAACCUACAUCAGAAGCAUCUCCUCCACCUUCUAGAAAGAGGUGAUCAUGAAAAGGCUCUGCAGCUUCUACAAAGAAUUCCCGACCCCACCAUGUGCCUUGAGGUCACAGAGCAGUCCCUCGACCAGCACCCUAGCUUGGCCACUUCUCAUUUCUUGGCCAACUACCUCACCACCCACUUCUAUGGAGAACUGACCGCUGACCGACACCGUGAAAUCCAGGCACUGUACAUGGGAUCCAAGGUACUGCUGACCCUUCCCGAGCAGCACCGGGCCAGCUACUCCCACCUGUCCUCUAACCCCCUGCUCAUGCUGGAGCAGCUGCUCAUGAACAUGAAAGUGGAUUGGGCCACUAUGGCCGUGCAGACUCUGCGCCAGCUGCUGGCCGGCCAGGAGAUUGGCUUCACCGUGGACCAGGUGGACUCGCUGCUUUCCAGAUAUGCGGGAAAAGCCCUGGAUUUCCCAUACCCUCUGCGGGAGAAACGCUCAGACUCUGUGAUUCACCUCCAGGAGAUUGUCAGUCAGGCUUCAGACCUCGAGAGCUUGUCUAGGUCACCAUCAGCCGAGUUCUCUUCUGCUGCUGCUCCUGGUGUCCCCAUUGUACAUUCCCCAAGUCUGAGGGAGAGGAGCUUCCCCCAGAAUCAGCUGCCGCUGGAGUUUGUGCCCCCAGCUACACCCCCUGCCAGGCACCAGUGGGUCCCAGAUGAGAGUGAGAAUGUCUGUAUGGUCUGCUGCAGGGAGCGCUUCACCAUGUUCAACAGGCGUCAUCACUGUCGCCGCUGUGGCCGGCUGGUGUGCAGUUCCUGCUCCACCAAGAAAAUGGUAGUGGAAGGCUGCCGAGAGAACCCUACCCGCGUGUGUGACCAAUGCUAUAGCUACUUCAACAAAGAUAUACCAGAGGAGAAUACAGGACAACCAGAAGCCCCAGACAGCUCCAAGAGCGAAAGCCCUCCGUAUUCAGCUGUGGUGAGAGUUCCCAAAGCAGCAGAGGUGGAAUGGAUUUUGGAUCUGAAUGAGGAGGAAAAUGAGCUGGUGCGGAGUGAAUUUUAUUAUGAGCAGGCCCCCAGCGCCUCCCUGUGCAUUGCCAUCCUGAAUCUGCACGAGGACAGUGUGGCCUGCGGCCACCAGCUGAUCGAGCACUGCUGCAGGCUGUCCCAGGGGCUCACCAACCCCGAGGUGGAUGCGGGGCUGCUCACGGACAUCAUGAAGCAGCUGCUCUUCAGCGCCAAGAUGAUGUUCGUCAAGGCAGGCCAGAGCCAGGACCUGGCCCUUUGUGACAGCUACAUCAGCAAGGUCGAUGUGCUGAAUAUUUUAGUUGCUGCUGCUUAUCGCCACGUGCCAUCUCUGGAUCAGAUCUUGCAACCGGCUGCGGUAACCAGGCUCAGGAACCAGCUCUUGGAAGCUGAGUACUACCAACUGGGUGUUGAGGUCUCCACAAAGACUGGCCUUGAUACUACCGGGGCAUGGCAUGCUUGGGGCAUGGCCUGCCUCAAAGCUGGGAACCUCACUGCCGCACGGGAGAAGUUCAGCCGCUGCCUGAAGCCCCCCCUCGACCUCAAUCAGCUGAAUCAUGGCUCGAGGCUGGUACAGGAGGUGGUCGAGUACCUGGAGUCCACAGCGAGGCCACUCCUAUCUGUGCAAGAUGAUGAUUUCUUGGCCACCUUGAAAGAGCUGGAAGCAACCCUCCGGACCCAGAGCCUCUCUCUGGAGGUGAUUCCUGAAGGGAAGAUCCUGAACAACACCUACUACCAAGAAUGCCUCUUCUACCUGCAUAACUACAGCACCCACCUGGCCAUCAUCAGCUUCUAUGUGAGGCACAGCUGCCUGCGGGAAGCCCUGCUGCACCUGCUCCACAAGGAGAGUCCCCCAGAAGUCUUCAUAGAAGGCAUUUUCCAGCCAAGCUAUAAAAGUGGGAAGCUACACGAUUUAGAAAACCUUCUAGAAUCUAUUGACUCAUCCUUGGAAAGCUGGGGAAAGUACUUGAUUGCCGCCUGCCAGCAUUUACAGAAGAAGAACUACUACCACAUCCUGUAUGAGUUGCAGCAGUUUAUGAAGGACCACGUGCGGGCCGCCAUGACCUGUAUCCGGUUCUUCACUCACAAAGCAAAGACGUUCACGGAGCUGGGAGAGAAGCUCUCCUGGCUGCUGAAAGCCAAGGACCACCUGAAGAUCUACCUCCAAGAAACCUCCCGGCGUAGCGGAAGGAAGAAAACCACCUUUUUCCGAAAGAAGAUGACGGCGUCCGAUGUGUCAAGACACAUGAACACCCUUCAGCUGCAGAUGGAAGUGACCAGGUUCUUGCAUCGCUGCGAAAGUGCCGGGACCUCCCAAGUCACUGCCUUGCCUCUGCCAACCCUGUUUGGAAAUAACCACAUGAAAAUGGAUGUUGCCUGCAAGGUCAUGCUAGGAGGGAAAAAUGUAGAAGAUGGUUUUGGCAUUGCAUUCCGUGUUCUGCAGGACUUCCAGCUGGAUGCCGCUGCUACCUACUGCAGGGCCGCCCGGCAGCUGGUGGAGAGGGAGAGGUACAGUGAGAUCCGACAGCUGCUCAGGUGUGUCAGCGAGUCGGGCGUGGCAGCCCAAAGCGAUGGGGACACCGUGCUCCUCAACUGCGUGGAAGCGUUCAGGAGGAUUCCCCCCCAGGAGCUGGAGGGCCUGAUCCAGGCGAUACACAGUGAUGACAACAAGGUUCAGGCCUACCUGACGUGCUGCAAGCUGCGUUCCGCCUACCUGAUCGCCGUGAAGCAAGAACACUCUCGGGCCGCGGUCCUAGUCGAGCGGGUACAGCAGGCCGCCAAGAGCAGCGGGGACGCAGUGGUGCAAGACAUCUGCUCCCAGUGGCUUCUGACCAGCCGCAGCCGGGGUGCCCAUGGUUCGGCCUCCAGGAAGUGA
Rangifer tarandus platyrhynchus (Svalbard reindeer) is the source of this 7605-nucleotide messenger RNA. The record is from the annotation of a GenBank genome assembly. Lineage: Eukaryota; Metazoa; Chordata; Mammalia; Artiodactyla; Cervidae.